AAUCAGAUAGCAGCAGCCAACCACCAAAAAUGGCCACGUAAGCGGGAAGAGAUCGAUGAUGGGGAGAAGUCCAUACUGCAAUGUGGUUGGUUUGAAGAAAGGAGCGUGGACGAGCGAGGAAGACCAGAAGCUUAUCGCCUACAUUCAAGAGCACGGCGAAGGAGGAUGGCGAACUCUCCCCCAGAAAGCAGGGCUCCAGCGGUGCGGGAAGAGUUGCAGGCUGAGGUGGGCCAACUACCUGAGGCCGGACAUCAAAAGAGGAGAGUUCAGCCCAGAGGAUGAAGAGAGGAUCCUUGAGCUGCACGCCUCCCUUGGCAACAGGUGGUCCGCCAUAGCCAGACAUCUUCCCAGGCGAACGGACAACGAGAUCAAGAAUUAUUGGAACACACAUCUGAAGAAGCGCCUCUUUGAUGCAACCACACACAGACAGACACACCGCCGCAUCAACACAGAACAAGCGGGAGCAGAAAACGACGUCGUGCAGCGUCGUCCCAGCUCAUCAUCAGCAAAGCUGCUCAACAAGAUGGCUAGCCGGCUGGCCCACCCGCUGCUGCACUGUCUCGACUCCAUCCUCUCUUUGGCUUCAUCUUCCACCGCAGCGACAUCCUCCCAAGGCCAAAACGAUCCCCCGCCCCACACCAACCAUGACCUUGCCUUCCUCGACUCCCUUCUCAAUGAUGAUUCGGCCGACACUAGCAAAGAUCUGCUCCCAGCGUCACACUACGCUUUGGAUGGUCUGUCGACGUCGGCCGGUAGGAAUAACGAUCCCGUGGAUUACGGUGUUGACGAUCAGGUGGUUUCGGCUACUGUUGACGCGUAUGCCCAUCACCAGUUUCACUAUCACCACGGAGCUGGAGGAUUAUUGGACGGUGAUGAUGAGCAUGGUACGUAG
This is a messenger RNA of Linum tenue, 892 nucleotides long. The record is from the annotation of a GenBank genome assembly. NCBI's taxonomy places the organism in Eukaryota, Viridiplantae, Streptophyta, Magnoliopsida, Malpighiales, Linaceae.